This is a messenger RNA of Tinamus guttatus (white-throated tinamou), 1466 nucleotides long. NCBI's taxonomy places the organism in Eukaryota, Metazoa, Chordata, Aves, Tinamiformes, Tinamidae. The record is from RefSeq and is a predicted model, not a curated record.
CAAAGCGGGGUUGGGGGGCGGGAGGGCGGGCAGCCUCUCUGGACUGGUACUGAGACCUCGUGCUAAGCGAGGGGAGGGAAGGGGAGGAAAAUACUGGCACCCCUUCUGUCCUCCACCAGCUUCAAGGAGGUCCGAGGUGCUGCCCUUCCUUCCCCCCCCACCUCCCCCUUUCCCGCUGGUCCUUUGGCAUCUUCCAGACCAUGUCCACUGGGUCCCUCAGUGAUGUGGAAGAUCUGCAGGAGGUGGAGAUGCUGGAGUGCGAUGGCCUGAAAAUGGAUAACAACAAAGAGUUUGGGGCUUCCAACGAGAGCAACGAAGAGGGAUCCAAUGGCGAGAACGGCUCCCCUCAGAAGGGGAGAGGGGCCUCGGGCAAGAGGAAAAAAGCUCCCCCCAAGAAGAGCCCUUUAAAUGGAGUGAGCCAGGAGGGAAAGCAGGUCCAAAGAAACGCUGCCAACGCCAGGGAGAGGGCAAGGAUGAGGGUCCUUAGCAAAGCCUUCUCCAGGCUUAAGACCACCCUGCCCUGGGUGCCCCCAGACACCAAGCUCUCCAAACUGGACACCUUGAGGUUGGCCUCCAGCUACAUUGCUCACCUGAGGCAGAUCCUGGCCAACGACAAGUACGAGAACGGCUACAUCCACCCGGUCAACCUGGUAAGUGUCGGCCCGCCGGGCCAGGCGCUUUGCGUGCGCGCGCGCACGGGGAGAGCCGGGCGAGGGGCUGACGUGGGCUGCGCGCCGGGACACAAACCUGCGCUGGGCUUCUCGCGAGCGCUGUCGUUUUCGUCGCCAGCUCUCGCAGCGGCAGGGGAAGCGGCCGCGCUGGCGCGGGACAAACGCGGAGCCCGCGCCGCGGGGAACGUUGUUUUCCUUUAUUUUCUGACCGUGGAGCAUUCGGACCGAAGCCCUGCGAGGAGUUUCGGGGGGCCAGAGUCGAAUGAAAAGGAGCGAGGUUAUGACCGCACUGUUUACAAGAUGUCCUCGGUUAUUUAUACUGUUAUUAUUAGCGGAGGGGCUUUAAAUUUCCGCUUCACUUGCUCUUUCGGGCCCGUCCCGCGGUUCCGCUGGAUACCUGGGCACUUUCUGGGGGAAAACGAGAAGCGCCGGGAUCUGUGGCCAGGAAGCGCCGGAUGCAGCGCGCAGAACGAGGAGGCCGGCGCGGGGCCGCGGCUGCGGCCAGGUGCGCGGAGCCGCGAGGUCAGCGCCGCCCUAGACACAACCGCUUCCCUGCCGCUCGUCACCCCCUUUAAACCGCAGCAACGGGCAAUAAACGAGCGGAUUAUCACCCAGCCUCAAAAAAGAGACAAGUUUUCAGAGGAAAUUUCAAUGCUGAAAGGAGAUGCGUGCGUGACAGAAGAGCACAAAGCGGCCCGUGAUUCCCGUGUAUUUCUCCGCACGCAGAGGGCCGGCAUCGCGGCUCCGGAGCGCUGCGGCCGGCGGGCUCCAAGGCCAGCGAAGUUCUGCAUGUGA